Talpa occidentalis (Iberian mole) is the source of this 925-nucleotide messenger RNA. RefSeq names its product LYR motif containing 4 (gene LYRM4). Gene Ontology annotation, cellular component: L-cysteine desulfurase complex; mitochondrion. Gene Ontology annotation, biological process: iron-sulfur cluster assembly. Bases 31 to 246 code for a protein of 71 amino acids. The transcript has 3 exons. The record is from RefSeq and is a predicted model, not a curated record. NCBI's taxonomy places the organism in Eukaryota, Metazoa, Chordata, Mammalia, Eulipotyphla, Talpidae.
CCUCCGCGGCCCGCCCGCCUCCCUCCCAAGAUGGCAGCCUCCAGCCGCGCGCAGGUGCUCGGCCUGUACCGGGCCAUGCUGCGGGAGAGCCAGCGCUUCAGCGCCUACAGCUACCGAACCUACGCCAUCCGGAGGAUCAGAGACGCCUUCAGAGGGAACAAGGACGUGAAGGACCCCGCAGAAAUCCAGGCCCUAGUGGCCAAGGCCCGGCGGGACCUGGGGAUGAUCCGCCGGCAGUCUCCGUGAGGUUUCAGCCUCAGAGUCCACGCCCAUUGCCCUGGGUCCUGUCCUCACACCAAGACAGGCGACGCCCUAGAUGCCAGGACACCCUCUACUCCUCUGACAUAACCACAUGAGCCCGAGCAGUGAUCCUCAAGGCCUGAGAUCACUGGCAGUUAAGCCUCCGUGGGAACGUUGUGCUUAAUUGCAGCCUUUCCUGCCCGCUCGGGCUCCCUUGGACACGCCCCCGCCCGUUCGUUCAUCUGCGCUCGUCGUGCUUGCUGACACAGACGUCUGCGUUUUUCUCGUUUCUUCCCGAAGACACGGUGCGGGAUGCGCUUACCUGUUUUCUCUUCAUAGCUGUGGUUUAAGAAGAGCCAACUGUCGUAAACAAGCAAACCCAAAGUGUAUGCCUCAUCCGUUGCUAGAAACCCAGUGCGGGGCUUCCUCCAGAACCUUGGUGCUCUGGACCAGAGCCCAGGGACUCAUACCCAGGCAAGCCAGCGCUUCCUCCAGUGACGCGGCGUUGAGCACUGUCUGAGUCAGCUGUGUGUGUGCGUGUGUGCGUGUGUGCGCGCGCGUGUGCACCCAGCGACUUCCCGACAGCGGGCAGAAGGUGAGUUGUGCUCACCAUCCAGAGCAUGACCGCAUGCACAGGACAUCCGCAUGCACAGGACAUCCGCAUGCACAGGACAUCCGCAUGCAC